AUGGAAGGCGGAAUUGACACGGAAGAGCAGAGCUCACUGGAGGCGGCGCAGGACACGAGGCAAGUUGCCGACGCGCAGGAAGACGGAGGCGACGAGAACAAGUUCCAGAAGGCGAUAGGCGCCUGGAGGAACAUCGACCUCACAACGCUCAUUCCACAACUCGACACGGUCGCAUCAGACAUUGUCGCAAACCAAAGAGACACUCUCACGCAAAGAAAAGACCUCGCGCAGAAGACCAAGGACUUCAGGAAGCUUGACGACGCCAGCAAGCUCAACGAGUUCAAGGCGCUCUUGAAAUCAUACCAGAACUUCAUCGACCUUAUUUCAAACCAGUCCAAGACGGUCCAGGCUGCCUUCUUCCAAGUCUACUCACCGCUGUCAGAAGCCCCAGACCCAUACCCUCUGCUCGAAGCCUCCGUCGACUCCCUCGUCACCGCCGAAGAAACCGUCCCAAAGAUUACAGCCGAGAACGAGAGACUCCAGAAGACAGUCGCAAACUUGACCACACAGGUUGACGAUUCAGAGAAGAAGCUCGAGGAGGAGAGGACUGCACGUAAAGGCCUCGAAGAUACCCGAGACAGCAAGAUCAAGGAGGUCGAGCAGUCGUGGUCCGCCGUGCUGAGCGAGAAACAAGACAACUGGGAGUCCAAGGAGAAGAGCCUGGAAGAAAAGGUCGAGAGCCAAGACCGGCUGCUGAAAGAGCUCAAGGCCAGCUAUGAGGUGUCGCAAAGGCUUGGCAAGGGAGAGGAGGGUGAAGGCGAAAGCAGGUCAGGAGCCACAGCUGCGGAGCUCGAGAUUGUCAGCUCUGAGUUGGAGAGGACGAGUCACCGCCUGGCCGAGAUCGAGUCACGCAAUGAACAGUUGCGCCUCCAGCUCGCCCAAUCAGCGUCCUCACAAGCCCAGCACGUUGCAGUCGAAGACGAUCCAUCCUACCUACGACUGCGGUCCGAAAACUCCUCGCUUCUACGCAAGCUUGAAAAUGCGCGUUUCGAGAAGGACUCUGAUCGGACAAAACUCGAGACGGAGACGCGAAGCUUGGAGCGCGAGAUCAAGUCACUGAAGAGUGAAAAGGACGCGUUGCGUGAAAAGGUCCAGAAAUGGGGUGAUUACGAGAACGUGAAGCAGGAGCUCGAAGUGCUGAAGUCAAUCGAGUUCGCUACAGGAGACGACGACGACGAAGCUACCGAGCUCGCCCUUUCACAGAACGGCGGCGCUGGCAAAGGCAAGGGCGAGACAUUAGAGCAGCUUCUGCUCGCGCGCAACAAGAAGCUCAGCAACGAGCUCACCGUCCUCCGCGUGUCCCACCAAGACCUACAGAGCAGGCUGGAAGCUCUCCAAGAAGAGCUCUCUAGCGCAAACAUGGAUCUCGAAAAGUCGAGAGCCCUCAACGAAACCCUCGAGGCCGAUCUCGAGAAAGUCCAACAAGAGGCCUCAAAUGCCUUCGACCCAUCAGGCAUGUCCGUAGCAGGCACAUACGUAUCCCGCUACCCCCAAAGCUCCGCGCGCCGCGGCCGCUCCUCACCUACGUCCUCCAUCAUCUCCGGCUUCGACAACAGCCCCUCCAACACCCUCGCCUCCCUGCGCGCAGGCGAGCCCAUGGGUGGUGGCUCCGGCAUCCUCCCCAUGGUCACCGCGCAACGCGACCGCUUCAAAAAGCGCAAUUCCGAACUGGAAGCCGAGCUACAGAAAUCACACCAAACCGUCUCCUCUCUGCGCAGCGAAAUCGGCGCACUGCAGAAAGAUAACCUCGACCUGUAUGAGAAGACACGAUAUGUGAACUCUUACAAUCGCACACCGUAUUCUGCGAAUGCGAAUACAAACCCGUCAACUGUCAACAUCGCAGCAGACGCGUCGGAUCGCUACAAAGCCAGUUACGAAUCCAAUCUCAGCCCGUUCGCGGCGUUCCGCGGGCGUGAAAGUGCGAGGGCCAUGAAGCGCAUGCAUCUCUUCGAACGCAUGGUGUUGCGCGUGACGAAAUUCGUGCUCCAAACAAGGAUUAGCAGGAACAUGUUUGCGGGAUACCUCAUCGCGCUGCACUUUAUCGUCUUCUACAUGCUGUUUGGCGAGGGGAGUGGAGGGGGUGCGGUGGUGGCGGGCAAUGCGAUUGUGGCGGCGGGGACGCCGGGGGGUCCGCUGGAUGAUCCGACGGUGGGGUUGAAGGAUGCUGUAUAA
Molecule: messenger RNA, 2172 nt
Organism: Parastagonospora nodorum SN15
Lineage: Eukaryota; Fungi; Ascomycota; Dothideomycetes; Pleosporales; Phaeosphaeriaceae
Exons: 4
Coding region: 1-2172 (723 amino acids)
Biological process (GO): intra-Golgi vesicle-mediated transport
Cellular component (GO): Golgi membrane
Source: RefSeq, a predicted model, not a curated record